CACCCAGUGAGUCCGUAGCCUAUAGCGAAGAAUGAUGAGCAGGCGAAGGUGGUCUUUGUAUGUGCGAUCCCUCAGUUUUAAUUUUCCUGCUGCUCGGUCAACCUGGAUCCUACAAAACGUAGAGUUGUCUCGUGUCGCACGUAUUUCGCUCAAAAAACACCAUCAGAAGGCUAUCUUCCUCUUGUGCGGCCGGUCAAUCUUCGUACGAAUAUCGUGCUUCUUCUAAUUCCAUUUCAUUUGAUAGUACUGGUGUUUCCAGCUUUUGCAGAAAACACAAACAGCAAUCGUUGAAUUUGUCCGACUCUAGUUUUUUCCAAUCUAUACCUAUUUUCCCUAUCUUGACUUCUGUGCCCGAAGAAAGGAUGUUGGGAUUUGAUAAGUCGUGUACUGUGUAAUUAACGCGAGGAUUAUCCUCAAAAAUUUCGCUUUCAAAACGAGCGUACUAUAUUAACAAAAAUGGACAAGGGUAGCCGUGUGUUUCUACCGCGGCUGUCUUUCUCAGGUAGUGGUACGAGAGGCGCGAGGACAUCGUUCAUGCUGCCGCAAUUCGUUUUGCUGUUGCUCUCGCUCCAGUUCUGCUCCCUCGUACAGAAAAUCAUACGCGAGGAGUUUGAACUGUUGGGGUUGAGUGGAAUUGGAAGCGGAUCCCCGAAGAGUUCGCUUGUGAUUCUUACGAAUGCUGCCCGUGUGCCAUCGCUGGCUGAGACUGAGAGGCAUCUCCUCGAUUCUGAAGAGGAAAAGACUGGUGAUCGCCAGCAAGAGCCGGGCCAGGAAUUGCACAAGAACAGGCGAUCGCUGUCUUCCGCGCCGCUUCUCGAAGGCGCUGCGCCAAGCUUAUUCUCCUUGUUCGCCUGCCACCGUGGUUCGAAAGCCUUGGCAAAGCAAAUACUCCGAAACUGGAGGGGGCUUCUGUCUUCAGGACGAGACAUGUCUGCGGAUGACGAGGCUGACGCAGAUUCCGAGCAGAGAGCGUCGCUGCCGAAAAGAGCCACAAACUCAAGCUUAUUCUCGCGAUGGAAAUCACAAACCUGCGCAACAGGUGGUCUACUUUUGUCUUCUGAACGAGUCGAAGUUCCUGUUUACAGUGUGUCGGGUGACCCCAUUGCCACAGUAACUUUAGCAAAACCGCACCAAGUGAGAGGACAACCACAGCCCGGCAACCACGACGCACCUGCUGAAUUUUCCGGUCUUUGCAGUCCAAGCGAUGAGGCUAAGCGUUCUUCGGUUUUGCAAAGACUCUUCGGCAACGCGAAGCGGCACUACUCCGGUGGCGCUCUUGCAGGUUUUCCAAGAAUUAUGUUGCCAGGGGUUGUCUACUUUCCGCGAUAUGCAACUUCGUCCGCUGAAGGUGCUUGCACAUACAAACUUUCCGCAUCAGCAGCCCAGGACCCCGCCAGCGUGAGGCAGCAGAAGCGCGAGGUGUUUGAGCAACUGAUAAGGCUUGGGCUCGUCGAAGCGGAUGCUUUCUACCACGACACACUGAUUUUCAACAAGCCACCCUGACAAAU
Messenger RNA from Amoebophrya sp. A120, 1508 nucleotides. The record is from the annotation of a GenBank genome assembly. NCBI's taxonomy places the organism in Eukaryota, Dinophyceae, Syndiniales, Amoebophryaceae.